GUUUAUUCAAUGAUCCUACUCAGUUGCGCACAAUCAGUGCGCAGUAUACUAACUUGUCGUCAGAGUCCGCCACGAAAACAUUUUUUUUUCACUUUGAUUUCUUGCCCAUUCCGGUUCCAACGAGACAUCUGUCUAUGUUGUUCUCUUGUGUCUUUUUAUAAACAACGUCCUUUCUGGCGAUGAAUAUAAAGAUAUAUUUUUAGUAGAAAUAUUAACGUAGUAUAAUUUUACCUAUAUUAUUUUUCCCUCGUUACAAAUAAAAAUGACGUAUUUAAGUUCGUGGGAAGAAUUCGAAAAAGGUGCUGAGAGGUUAUAUCUUCAAGACCCAAUGAAGUGCCUACAAUAUAGAACGGAGAUAGCACAGGAUUUAAAGAAGAUGGAAAAGUUUAUAGGAAACCUAAUGAGGCACAUGGCAUCUAAAGAGAGCUAAAUAAGGACUAGAUAAGAUUAGAGACACUUUUUGAAUCAAGGAAUAAAAGUGCUGCGCAUUUAAUUCAUUGUUUAUGUUGUUCUAUUUUAUAAGAUUCAAUGACUGAUGGGAUUAUAGAUAUUUAAUUUGAAUGAGGUAUAAAAACUUUCUUAAAUAUACAAUAUGUGCAUAAAUGUCUAUUUUGUAUUUAUUUAAAGCUUCAUGCUCAUUUCGGGCAGUUCCGUUGCCUCCUGGUUAAAGUUCUGUAACAAUACAAAACAAAACCAUCCAGAGUAGAAUCAACAGGAGGGUAGAUUUCUUGAUUUGAAGACAGUUCAUAGCGUACCUCUCCCCCUAAUUGCAUUUGCUAUACCAAACAAAACUAUUUUACUAAUUUACUACGCAGGAGAUUGUGUACGAUACAACGCACUACGUUCUAGCAACAAUAUUCCGUCGAAUCAAUUUUUCUUCGAUCCGGAGGAAGGAAAAAUGACAUAACAGAAUACUGUUGCUAGUAGAAAAGGGAAUAGCAAGCCAUAUGUAUUUGUAAAAAGCGCUUAGUGUGUCUAAAAGAUUUUCG
This is a messenger RNA of Heterotrigona itama, 989 nucleotides long. NCBI's taxonomy places the organism in Eukaryota, Metazoa, Arthropoda, Insecta, Hymenoptera, Apidae. The record is from the annotation of a GenBank genome assembly.